AUGAGAGAGGAAAGGAAAGGAGGAGAAGAGGAGCAGAGCGAAGGGGAGAGGAUGGAAGCUGAUAGGAGAAGAGAGGAGGAGAACAGGUGAGGAUAGAAAAGGAGAGAAUCUGAAAGGAGCUGAGUGAGUUCAAGGGCAUCGCAGGCAGCGAUCAAAUAGAGCCUUUGAUUUUCACCACCUCCUAAAGCUUGAUUUAGAAACAGCAGGGCUCCCCUGACAGCACACACUAGAUCAUUUUUUUAAAGAGGGAAAACAAUCGUUUCAUGUUCGAUGGGCAUAUUUUUUUCACCAUAUGCUCUGGAGGGUAAACUUUGUUCAGUUCGGAGCUCAUUUAUUAGAAUCAAAGGGAGUGGGUUGUGAGAUUGAAACACCUUCCUGUUGUCAGAGCUGUGCUCUAGUGUAGUUCAAGUAAGGAAACGUACCUGAAGGCGAUCUGUGUGUGAGUCAGAAUAUCUGAAAAGAGGCCAUGGCAGGGGAGGAGGAUAAAAGACAAGACACCAUUAUAAUGGUCACUCAUUUAACGAAGGUCAGAGCAGAGCAAUACUAUGAUAACUCUUGAAUUAAAGUAGGCAAUGCUCAAAUGUAUGCAAAUACAGAGAACACUGAUGCAAAGGUCCCUCUCUCUUAGUAAUAUCUUCAUGUCUCAUUGAUUGGCUACGCGCACACACACACACACACACACACACACACACACACACACACACACACACACACACACAGCCAUGACAUGUCGUGUCCCUGUACCAACUGCCAACUUUGCCACUGUGCCAAUGAUACUGCCAUUGCCUCUCUGAUUCUACCACCCUCUGAUACAUUAGAUUGGAGCGGGUAUCUGGAAGUGGCAGUGUUAUCAUUUCUGUCGCAAUAUGCCAGGUUCGAGACACGAGCAUACCAUAUAUCUAACUGACUGACUCUUUCGCAUGCUGGGCUGACUUGGUCUCAGAGCAAUGAGAUUUUCUCUGACAGGGUUCAUCAAUAUACAUUAAGUGAAUAAUCUCACGCAGUACGACUGCCCUCCCUCAUGUCCUCCCCUCUUCCUCUCCUUCCUCCACUCUUCCACACCCAGGGUUGGAGAGUAACUGAUUACAUGUAAUCAGAACAACCCACUCCCUUACAUGUAAUCAGAACAACCCACUCCCUUACAUGUAAUCAGAACAACCCACUCCCUUACAUGUAAUCAUAACAACCCACUCCCUUACAUGUAAUCAGAACAACCCACUCCCUUACAUGUAAUCAGAUCAACCCACUCCCUUACAUGUAAUCAGAACAACCCACUCCCUUACAUGUAAUCAGAACAACCCACUCCCUUACAUGUAAUCAGAACAACCCACUCCCUUACAUGUAAUCAUAACAACCCACUCCCUUACAUGUAAUCAGAACAACCCACUCCCUUACAUGUAAUCAGAUCAACCCACUCCCUUACAUGUAAUCAGAACAACCCACUCCCUUACAUGUAAUCAGUUACAUGUAAUCUGAUUACAAAAAAACUAACUUCAAUCAGUUACGUUACCAGCAGAUUACAGAUACUUUUGAAAAACUAGAUUACUUUUUGGAUUACUUUUAAAUUCAGAAAAUAUGUUUGUGAAAAAAAUACUUUAUGACACCUUUCUGUUUUCUCAAUGACAUUCAAUUCAGCAUUGAAAAAAGCCGCAAGUGUAUUACAUCUGAAAUCAUAUCUAAUAAAAAUUGAAUGAGGAUUUUGAAUUAUCCACAGGUCACUUUUAGGAUGUGAUGUCAUCAAGUGUAGCAGGUGGAAGAUAGAUUUGUGGACAAGCGGGCGCCAUAAAUCAUACAUUUCAUUCUGUUUGACUUGAAUAGAAUGAGUGAUCACAGUGUGAGAGGGAGAGAGAGGAGAGAAGUGAGGUAUAGUUUUGUAGGAGAUGGAGGGAGGGGGGAGUUAACCAUCGUUUGAGAAGAUCUCAGGAGGAGAUAUGGGAUAGUGACACUUCCAUCGAUCUGUCUUGCCAGUGUUGACAGCUCUUUGUCUUAUGCUAUGAGCUUAUCUGGUUUGAACUCAAGGCAGACAGCAGCGUUCGACUGGUUUACGAGUGCCAGGACUGUAGCAGAAUGUCUGUCAAUAUUAGUGCUGUGUUCUUUUCCUCGAGAUAAGACACAGGAAAGAGGAUGCACAGGUUCUUAAUAGUUAUUUUUAGUCUCACCUUUGUUGCCUACCUUGUAAUCUUUUAGAAGAGUUAUAGUACAUUUACCAAGCUGAUUUGAAUAAAAUAAGCUUCUAUCUGGAAAGAUAACCAUUUUAUCAUAAAUCAUACCCACAUUAAUGCUAAUAAUAAGAAUCGUUAAAGGAUUUACACCAGAGGUGGGCAAUAAUUUUGGCUCGAGGGCCACAUCGGGCUUCAAAAUUCUGCGGAGGGUCACGUAAUCUUUUUGGGGGGACCGCUUUUGGUUGUUCUCAAAAGCAAUUUGCUGGCCAGAAAAAGGGCAGUUAUUUGAAAAUAUAUAGGUCCACUAUAAUUUCUACAUACUUUCUAUCUAGUUUUACAUGUUCAAGAGUGGCCUGGAGUGUUUUUUCUUAACCAAAAUAAUAUAUAUUUUAAAUAUAUAUAUUUUUAAAGUCAAACCUACCUCGGUUCCGAUUGAAUGGGUUCACGGGCCAGAUCCGUAGUUUGCCAUCCCCUUUUUAGACGAUGUUCUCUAUUGCCACUCAGACACACUGGGUUGGGAAGGGCUGGCUGGGCACAGGGGACGACUCAGAUCUCACACUGCACCAACAGGACUCAGACUUUAUGAGAGAAUCCUGACUCGGACAGGAGUAUAUUAUAGAAAGAAGAAGAAAUAUGGUCAUAAGUAACCAUACCCAUAGAGAUAUAUUUAAUAUAUUGUUAUAAUGACAUUUAUUCAUUUUUAAGCUCUCCUUUUCCCUAUAGGUUAACACUGGAAUUAAAAUGACAGUGAGUUUCUCACAUACAGUUGAAGUCGGAAGUUUACAUACACUUAGGUUGGAGUCAUUAAAACUCGUUUUUCAACCACUCCACAAAUUUCUUGUUAACAAAAUAUAGUUUUGGCAAGUCGGUUAGGACAUCUACUUUGUGCAUGACAGAAGUAAUUUUUCCAACAAUUGUUUAGAGACAGAUUAUUUCACUUAUAAUUCACUGUAUCACAAUUCCAGUGGGUCAGAAGUUUACAUACACUAAGUUGACUGUGCCUUUAAACAGCUUGGAAAAUUCCAGAAAAUGAUGUCAUGGCUUUAGAAGCUCCAUUGGAGUCAAUUGGAGGUGUACCUGUGGAUGUAUUUCAAGGCCUACCCUCAAACUCAGUGCCUCUUUGCUUGACAUCAUGGGAAAAUCUAAAGAAAUCAGACAAGACCUCAGAAAACAAAUUGUAGACCUCCACAAGUCUGGUUCAUCCUUGGGAGCAAUUUCCAAACGCCUGAAGGUACCACGUUCAUCUGUACAAACAAUAGUACGCAAGUAUAAACACCAUGGGACCACGCAGCCGUCAUACCGCUCAGGAAGGAGACUCGUUCUGUCUCCUAGAGAUGAACGUACUUUGUUGCGAAAAGUACAAAUCAAUCCCAGAACAACAGCAAAGGACCUUGUGAAGAUGCUGGAGGAAACCGGUACAACAGUAUCUAUAUCCACAGUAAAACGAGUCCUAUAUCGACAUAACCUGAAAGGCCGCUCAGCAAGGAAGAAGCCACUGCUCCAAAACCACCAUAAAAAAGCCAGACUACGGUUUGCAACUGCACAUGGGGACAAAGAUCAUACUUUUUGGAGAAAUGUCCUCUGGUCUGAUGAAACAAAAAUAGAACUGUUUGGCCAUAAUGACCAUUGUUAUGUUUGGAAGAAAAGGGGGUAACUUGCAAGCCGAAGAACACCAUCCCAACCGUGAAGCACUGGGGUGGCAGCAUCAUGCUGUGGGGGUGCUUUGCUGCAGGAGGGACUGGUGCACUUCACAAAAUAGAUGGCAUCAUGAGGAAGGAAAAUUAUGUGGACAUAUUGAAGCAACAUCUCAAGACAUCAGUCAGGAAGUUAAAGCUUGGUCGCAAAUGGGUCUUCCAAAUGGACAAUGACCCCAAGCAUACUUCCAAAUUUGUGGCAAAAUAGCUUAAGGACAACAAAGUCAAGGUAUUGGAGUGGCCAUCACAAAGCCCUGACCUCAAUCAUAUAGAAAAUCUGUGGGCAGAACUGAAAAAGCUUGUGUGAGCAAGGAGGCCUACAAACCUGACUCAGUUACACCAGCUCUGUCAGGAGGAAUGGGACAAAAUUCACCCAACUUAUUGUGGGAAGCUUGUGGAAGGCUACGCUAAACGUUUGACCCAAGUUAAACAAUUUAAAGGCAAUGCUACCAAAUAAUAAUUUAGUGUAUGUAAACUUCUGACCCACUGGGAAUGUGAUGAAAGAAAUAAAAGCUAAAAUAUAUAAUUCUCUCUACUAUUAUUCUGACAUUUCACAUUCUUAAAAUAAAGUGGUGAUCCUAACUGAUCUAAGACAGGGAAUUUGUACUAGGAUUAAAUGUCAGGAAUUGUGAAGAACUGAGUUUAAAUGUAUUUGGCUAAGGUGUAUGUAAACUUCCGGCUUCAACUGUAGGUUACAUGCUGAGGGAAAUGCAUUCUUUCUUGUUAAUGGCAUCUCUCUGGUUACACUGUCUGGCUACAUUGCAUCUGUUGUAUAUAUGCAUAAUGUGAUAUUAAUGUUUCAUGUUUCCCUCCCUAUCCUCUCUGCAGGUUAAUACACGGGGGUCAGCUGCUGAAUGGUUUGGCUGGUCCAACCAUAAUGAGUGCCGGCCCCCUCCUCUCCACCACAUGGUUCGCUCCGGACCAACGAGCCACAGCCACCGCUGUCGCCUCAUUGAUGAGCUACCUGGGGGCGGCGUGCUCCUUCAUUGUCGGCCCGCUGCUUGUGCCCGCCCCCAACGACACCACCCAUGCUAUGGUGAACCGAGCGGUCGACUCAACAGACACCCAGAUAAACCACAUACGAGACAGAAUCCAACUGGUUUUGUAUGCAGGUACUGAUGUUAUAAUGUCUUAUGUAGCUGUCAAGUAUGCAUUCAUAAAGCUUUUAUAAGGGGGCAUACUGUAAAGUGUUAUCCAGAUACAUAAGAGACAGGAUCCAAAUGGUUAUGUAUGCAAGCAGGUACUGAGAAAAAUAAAUGCUGUCGCUACCUCACUUUGAAAUACUGGAGCAUACUGAAGAUGAGAAGAUAUUCAGCAACUCUAUAGCACAAUUGUCCUACCAAGAGUUGCUGAAUAUCUUCUCAUGUUAUGUAUGCAGGUAGGUACUGACAGCACCACAGGAAUCAAUAGCAGAUCAUCUCUGGAUCAUGUCUGCCCUUAGUCUAGGGAGAGAAAUACAAUCAGCUGAAGGUGAUCUGACUGUCUCUGUCUCAUCACUAAAAUAUCAGACUCAAACGUCUCAACAAUGUUCUGCUUAACGGAUUCAGAAAAUCAGAAGAAAAAAAAAACAUUAUCCACAACAAUAGUAGAUUUGUGUUAACUAUUAGUAUUACAUUUCAAAGGACAAAACAGACACAUUUUCUGAACUGAGAGCUUUAGAGGUCAUUAAGCAUUUAGAUGGAAUUAAAUUCAUUGAUGUUUUCCUCCUGCUCUUCUGAGGAAAAUAAAUUAUACACUUCCACAGUCACACCUUCACUACAGAACAGCAGCAAUCAACAGUUGUUUUGGUUUGAAAAAUCUAUGUGAGCUGGCAUGCACCCUGUGCUGCGCCAGCCAGAGAGUAAAAAUGCAGCUACUGUCCAAUCAAACUUCACAUUAUGAUAGGAAAAAGCACGAUUUAUGAUUCUGGUGGUACUUUUUGGGAAAAGGACAGACCAAAAAUGCUGUGGCUUUUCAAAGAGAAAUGGGUCCUGUUCUGUUGCCUAUGCCAAGCCAUGCCAGGCCAGGCCAAGCCCAGUGAAAGGGGUUGGGGGAUUUAGUAGCUUGUUUGGAAGGAAGGGCUGUUAGGGCACGCUGACAGAGAGAGUAUCAGAGAUCUCUGUGCCAGCUGAUUGAUGUAGUCCUAGGCCCAGCUCUCUGAUAAGCCGCUGGGCUCUUAAUUGACUAAUCUGGGCAUCUGCAACAGAGCAGGCGUGGAACUCUACAGUGCCUUCAGGAAGAAUUCAUACUCCUUGUCUUAUUCCACAUUUUGUUGUUACAGCCUGAAUUCAAAAUGGAUUCAAUAUAUUUUUCCCCCGAAUAUCUACACACAAUACCCCAUAAUGACAAAGUGAAAACAUGUUUUUAGAAAUGUUUGCAAAUUUAUUGAAAAUAAGAUACUGAAAUAUUACUUUUACAUAAGUAUUCACACCCCUGAGUCAAUACUUUGUAGAAGCACCUUUUAGCAGCGAUUACAGCUGUGUGUCUUUCUGGGUAAGUCUGUAAGAGCUUUCCACACCUGGAUUGUGCAACAUUUGCCCAUUAUUAUUUUCAAAAUUCUUCAAGCUCUGUCAAAUUGGUUGUUGAUCAUUGCUAGACAACCAUUUUCAAGUAUUGCCAUAGAUUUUCAAGUACAUUUAAGUCAAAACUGUAACUCGGCCACUCAGGAACAUUCACUAUCUUCUUGGUAAGCAACUCAAGUGUAGAUUUGGCCUUGUGUUAUUAUCCUGCUGAAAGGUCAGUUUGUUUCCCAGUGGUGGAAAGCAGACUGAACAAGGUUUUCCUCUAGGAAUUUGCCUGUGCUUAGCUCCAUUCCGUUUCUUUUUUAUACUGAAAACUCCCCAGUCCUUAAUGAUUACAAGCAUACACAUAACAUGAUGCAGCCACCACUAUGCUUGAAAAUAUGGAGAGUGGUACUCCGUAAUGUGUUGUGUUGGAUUUGCCCCAAGCAUAACACACAGUUUUACUUUAGUGCCUUAUUGCCAACAGGAUGCAUAUUUUGGUAUGUUUUUAUUCUGUACAGGCUUCCUUAUUUUCACUCUGUCAUUUAGGUUAGUAUUGUGGAGUAACUACAAUGUUGUUGAUCCAUCCUCAGUUUUCUCCUAUCACAGCCAUUAAACUAUGUAACACCCUCUCAAAGUAGGGUGGAAUCAGAAACAUGUGACUCUGGGUGGAAUGGUUUUGUUAGUGAUACAUUGACUGAGUUCAGGUAGGUUGUAAACUAAUAAUAAUCCUUCUAUUUGACUGUGUUAAUAAGCUACUGAUCUGUCUUUUCUGUCUUUUCCUGUGUCUCUGUGUCCCUCCUGACAUAUAGAGUUUGGUGUGGUGGCGGUGCUGUUUGCUGCGGUGGUGCUCUACUUCCCCUCCCGACCCCCCAUGCCUCCCAGUGUGGCUGCUGCCAGCCAGAGACUCAGCUACAGGAACAGCAUCUGCAAACUACUCAGGUAUGUACUGUCUGGUCCUUUGCCAUCAUCACACACUUUAAGUGGUCAUUUUUGAUUAGACCUUAAAAUGAUUAGGCCUUUAUCACAACAGUCACGAAAGGGCCUGGGGUGUCCUCUCUGUUGCCUCUCAACAUGCCUUUUUUUUUUACUUUGAGAUGAGGAGGGAAUGAAUGGGUCUGUUUGAGUAGUGGGGAUAGAGAAACUUAAUGAAAGGGUCUUGUUGCUCUGCCACUCACCGUCUGUUGGGGCUGCUAGUUAAUGUGCAUCAAAGACAUAUCCUCUCUCCCCCUAGAUUAAUUACACAGCCAUAAGAUGGCACUGGCAUUUCCCUGGCCCUGCUUAAUAAAUAGAUAAUCAUCCUCUUCUCCUCAUCCACACAUAGCCAGGGUUCUCUGGAGUCCAUGGUCAUGUAACAUGCUCAUACAGCCUGGGUUCUCUGGAGUCCAUGGUCAUGUAACAUGCUCAUACAGCCUGCAUUCAGAAUGCACUGUCCUCCAAGCAAUGCAUUGCAUCGACACGCACGGACGCAGGCACACAAAAACUGACCGUUGGGGGCAAUGGUGCUGUUUGUGGAUGGGAGCUAGAGUGUUCAUUGCGGUUCAUCCACGGAUUCCGUGCCCGCGGUGCAUAUCCUGUCUGGUUGUGGUGGAAUGGGCCAAGGGCUGAGGGCUGUGGGCCGGGGAUCAAGCGCUGGGCUGUGGACAGACAGCCAGUGAACAGGCGGGUUGAACUCCCUACAGUCAGCCCCUCGAGCCAGACCGAGCUCUCUCUCUCUCUUUCUUUCUCUCUCUCUUUCUCUCUCUCUCUCUCAUUCUUUCUCUCAUUCUUUCUCUCUCUCUCUCUCACUUGCUCCCUCUCUCUCUUUCUCUCUCCCUAGUUCUCACUGACUCUCUCUGAUAAACAAUAACAAACUCCCUGCAAAGCACACAGCUUCAAGAGAGGGAUAAUACCAGUCAAGCUGACAUAAACCCAAUGUCCAUACUGUCUGACGCACGCAUGCAUACACGCACACAUCUGGAGUCCCACUGAUAGGCAGCCUUCCAGUGGCCAGUCUGAACUAUAUCACACUCAAGCAGCAUCAGUAGCUGUCUGGCUGAGGAUUCUGCAGAAGGAUUGUAGGUGGGCCUUAUGUGUGUAAGUUCCACUCUUCAAAGAAAGAUAGACUUGGGUUAGCAGCAAAAUUCUGUUUUCUAAAGUUAGGUCUGUUGUUGUGCCAGUGUUUCCCAGAGUUAGAUAGGUCUUGAGCCAUAUCCUAAGCCACCACUUUUGCCCUUUCUUCCACUGCUAUUGUUGAGAGAGUUUGAACCAUAGUAAAUGAUCUGGAGCUUGAUAAGUUACCCUAUCUGUUCAGGUCUGAUGCAGAGCCUCAUCACAACACAGAGUAGUGUUGUGUUCCAAAUGGCACCUUAUUCCCUUUAUAGUGCACUACUUUUGACCAGGGUCUAAAUUUAUUUUAUUUAUUUUUUAUUUCACCUUUAUUUAACCAGGUAAGCCAGUUGAGAACAAGUUCUCAUUUACAACUGCGACCUGGCCAAGAUAAAGCAAAGCAGUGCGAUUAAAAACAACAACAGAGUUACAUAUGGGGUAAAAAAAACAUAAAGUCAAAAAAUACAACAGAAAAUAUAUAUACAGUGUGUGCAAAUGUAGCAAGUUAUGGAGGUAAGGCAAUAAAUAGGCUAUAGUGCAAAAUAAUUACAAUUAGUAUUAACACUGGAAUGCUAGAUGUGCAAGAGAUUAUGUGCAAAUAGAGAUACUGGGGUGCAAAAGAGCAAAAUAAAUAACAAUAUAGGGAUGAGGUAGUUGGGUGGGCUAAUUUCAGAUGGGCUGUGUACAGGUGCAGUGAUCGGUAAGGUGCUCUGACAACUGAUGCUACAUUUUACAUUUACAUUUUAGUCAUUUAGCAGACGCUCUUAUCCAGAGCGACUUACAGUUAGUGAGUGCAUACAUUUUUUUUUUUUUUUUCACACUGGCCCCCCGUGGGAAUUGAACCCACAACCCUGGCGUUACAAAUGCCAUGCUCUACCAACUGAGCUACAUCCCUGCCGGCCAUUCUCCCCCACACCCUGGACGACACUGGGCCAAUUGUGCGCCGCCCCAUGCUAGACCUCUGGUCAAAAGUAAUACACUACAUAGGGAACACAGUGCCGUUUGGACAGGUUGACGUUUAUUGUCAUGAGUCUUGGGAUUUACGCACCUGCCAAGCUUCUGGGAGAGCGCAAUGGUUCUCUUUUGAUUUGUCAUGAAUCUUGCCCUGGAGGCAGAACUGAGCGAUUUCUGCUAGAUAAGCCAGCUGCAAAAUCUAAAUUGGUUAUAUUGUAAAAAUUCAUGAAAACAAAAAUGAGCUUUUUGGUCUUCAUUUAAGGGGAGAGUUAGGCAUUAGGGAUAGCAGUGUGGUUAGGUUUAGGGUUAGGCAUUAGGGAUAGCAGUGUGGUUAAGGUUAGGGUUAGGCAUUAGGGUUAGCAGUGUGGUUAGGGUUAGGCAUUAGGGUUAGCAGUGUGGUUAGGGUUAGGCAUUAGGGUUAGGGUUAGGCGUUAGGGUUAGGCAUUAGGGUUAGCAGUGUGGUUAGGGUUAGUCAUUAGGGUUAGCAGUGUGGUUAGGGUUAGGCAUUAGGGUUAGCAGUGUGGUUAGGGUUAGGCAUUAGGGUUAGCAGUGUGGUUAGGGUUAGGGUUAGGCAUUAGGGUUAGCAGUGUGGUUAGGGUUAGGGUUAGGCAUUAGGGUUAGUGUGGUUAGGGUUAGGCAUUAGGGUUAGCAGUGUGGUUAGGGUUAGGCAUUAGGGUUAGCAGUGUGGUUAGGGUUAGGCAUUAGGGUUAGCAGUGGGGUUAGGGUUAGGCAUUAGGGUUAGCAGUAGGGUUAGGGUUAGGCAUUAGGGUUAGCAGUGUGGUUAGGGUUAGCAGUGUGGUUAGGGUUAGGCAUUAGGGUUAGCAGUGUGGUUAGGGUUAGGCAUUAGGGUUAGCAGUGUGGUUAGGGUUAGCAGUGGGGUUAGGGUUAGGCAUUAGGGUUAGCAGUGUGGUUAGGGUUAGGGUUAGGCAUUAGGGUUAGCAGUGUGGUUAGGGUUAGGCAUUAGGGUUAGCAGUGUGGUUAAGGUUAGGGUUAGCAGUGGGGUUAGGGUUAGGCAUUAUGGUUAGCAGUGUGGUUAGGGUUAGGGUUAGCAGUGUGGUUAGGGUUAGGGUUAGCAGUGGGGUUAAGGUUAGGCAUUAGGGUUAGCAGUGUGGUUAGGGUUAGGGUUAGGCAUUAGGGUUAGCAGUGUGGUUAAGGUUAGGGUUAGGGUUAGGUUUAAAAUCAGAUGUUAUGACUUUGUGGCAACUAGUGACCACUCUGCAGAGCUGCCUCUAAUACAUGAGUCAUGACAAUAAAUGCCAACCUUCGUCAUUUGGUACGCAGCGCAGCUCUCCACACAUGUAGAAAGGUUAUCAGUACAACCUGACCACUGCUCUGGGAAUAGUAAUGAUGUUAGCUAGCAGCAUUAGUAUCGAUGAAGGUCCCACUAUCAUUAUUUUUUAAAUGAGUUAUUUACACAAGAAAAUACAAAACAAUAUGAUGAAGGUUUAAAAGGUAAACUUAAAGAAUAUGUGCAGGAGAGGUAAGAAACCCAGAGGGGCUUGUAGGCGCCUCCCCCUUUCAAUGUUUAUAAAACAAAACCAUACAAAAAUAAGUAGCAAAACAGAUGGUGAAUAAGCGGAUAAAGAAGAAAAUAUCUAAUUAAAGUACAGUGCACAAUCAAAAUAAAAGGCUAAUAGGCAGAGAAGUUAUUGGGAUGAGGCGUCAGUGGAAUGUCCAGUAGAUCAUUUUUUGUUUUGAAUUUGAAGGAGUUGAAGGUGUUGCAGUGCUUGAGGUGUUCUGGGAAACUGUUCCAAAAAACUGACCUCUGUAGGAGAUGGAAAAUUGGCCUAGUCUUGUACGGGGAAAAGGUUGUGGAGAUCGGUGUAGUUCUUGUGGAGUAGUGGUGGACCUGAGUAUUAAAUGUGAAUAGCGAUUUGAAAAGAAACAGGGAGUAGAUUCGUUUUUAAUUGAAAUACAAACAGACAGACUUGAAGUUGGUUGAUUUUGAAGGUGAUGGAAAGGAACUGGCACGACUGUCUGAAUGACUUAUAAGAGUAAUUUUGCCUAGGAAGGUUCUGUCCUGCUCAUUCUGAUGCAUUGAACUCCAGCCAAGACCUGCCAAGGACAAAUGGCACUUAGCUGAUGAUGCCGCUGGCUUUGUGGCUCCCCGAAAUAUUUCAUCCUCCGCCGGGUGGCCCUGUGCUGUGCUUACUUAGGGCAAGUCCCAAAUAGCACCAUAUUCCCUAUAUAGUGCACUACUUUUGACCAGGCCCUAUGGGCUAUAGUGUACUACAUAGGGAAUAGGGUGCCAUUUUGGACAAAUCCUUACUAUACGGUGAUCUAAAUAAGCUGUGGGCCGGAAAAAGGUGUAAGCAUAUUGAUUUCCCGCCGGCCGCCAUCACAGCAAGGUUAAUGAAACAGUAGUAGCUGGUAGCUGGAGAGAGAGAGAAAGAGGGUGAGUCACUUUUAUGAGUCUAUAACUCUCUCUCUCGCUCUCUCUCUCGCUCUCUCUCUCGCUCUCGCUCCCUGGAGUCUAGACUCCUCCAAGGCCAAGUACCACAGGUACUGGGGUACACACUCUUACAGUGGAUAGGAGUAGGAGUGCCGAUCUAUUAUCAGUUUUGCCUCAUUGAUUAUAAUGAAUGGACAGGGGCGACCUGAUCCUCAGAACUCCUACAGUUAAUACAUACAUCCCCUAGUCUGCUUUCCUGUCUGUCUGUCUGUCUGUCUGUCUGUCUGUCUCCUUAGAGGUUGUUUAUCCCAGUUUAAUCUCAGCACAGACUAAGAGGUAAUCAGCUGAGAGAAGGAAGAGUGGUGCCAGCCCAUCAUGCUUUAUUAGAAUUUAUACGAGUGUCUCGCCAAUCAUCAGGCCAGUGCAGCCAGGAGUGUGUGUGUGUCUGUGUGUGUAUCACCGAGAGAAGUCUCCCCCUAACAGAGGAGCCCCUCCGCCCCCCCCCCCCAGCCCUCCGUCUCAACUAGUCGCUGACACUGUCUGUCUGGCACCCAUCCAAUCACCCUCUGCCCAAUUACAAUCAUCCAUAACACCUUGUUCUCAUCACUGCCGCCUCCGCCCCAAACCCUGUCCCUGCCAUGUCGCUUAUUUAAUUUGAGGACCAUCACUUCACCCCUCUCUAACAGCAGCAUUAAAUCUCCAGGCGUCUGGUCUGACAGUGACAGCAGCCGUCAUAGAAGGGGAAAGCUCUUCUCUCCUCUCCUCUUCUCUUCUCUUUCUCUUUCUCUCUCUCUCUCUCUCUCUCUCUCUCUCUCCUCUCUCUAUCCUCUCUCUCUAUCCUCUCUAUCCUCUCUCUCUCUCUCUCUCUCUCUCUCUAUCCUCUCUCUCUCUCUCUAUCCUCUCUCUCUCUCUCUCUAUCCUCUCUCUCUCUCUAUCCUCUCUCUCUCUCUCUCUAUCCUCUCUCUCUCUCUCUAUCCUCUCUCUCUCUCUCUCUAUCUCUCUAUCUCUCAGGACUGUUUUUGUUUUCCUAGCUUCCCUUCAGGAUGGACGGCUGGCGUUUACUCAUGCAUUUGUUUGUUCAUGACAUCCAUUGAUAUGCCGGCGGCGUCCUGAAUGUAUCUCGGAGGGACAUCUGGCGAAUGCUUAACACGUUCAUCAUCCUCAGGGAGGGAGGGGGGAUCAAAAGCAACUCUGAGGAAAAUCUAGUUCACAGCUACAUAGACAGACUCAGACUUGAAAGUCUAUUGUUUUGUUUCAAACUAAGUUGAGGAGGAAACUUGUCCCAAAUUGCUGCAUAGCAUUAUAUAACGUCAAUGUAUUCCUCUGGCACUUUAGACAGCAAUGUUGCAGUUUUAUUCUCCUUGAAGAGAACCUCCACAGAGAUACAGAUUCAUGGAGCACCCACCCAGGGCCUGUCAUAUGAUACUUAGUAUUCUCCCAAAGCUGCACCUGAAGUGCACACUUGCACACUCCUCAGGUGGGACAUUUUCCUGGCUACUAACCAUGGCCUGUUUUGAUGGACAAACAACCAGCAUCGUGGUCAUGAUUGUGAUUAGCAUCUUGUAAAAUUCAUGCUUGAGAAUAACCCACCUCUUAGUGAUUUGUCAGUGUUUACAAAGACUGACAGACCUGGCCAAAGUCACAUUGAUAUGACAACUCUUCACAACAAUUUAUAUUAGAUUUACCCCUAAUCUCUCAGUCUCUCAUUUUAGACUGUUAGUUGGGCAGAGACCACACAAUAUUAGGUUCUGUUUCCAUAUUGUGGGUAUCUCACUUAGUUCCCUUGUUUGAACGAUGCCUUGGUUCUAACUGAUACACUCUCAUAAUGUCUCAAUGGCAGAGCAUAAACCUAGAACGUUCUCACAACCAUCAACACACUGUUUAUAGCAGGUGGUAAAUGUGUUGUUUGUAGACUCACAGAGAGGAAUCAGGGCUGGGGAAUUGAUUUAAAUGGAAUUGGCUUAAUCUACUUGAAAGCGAUAAUGCCACUAUCUGGUCUGGGAAAGUAUGGCUGUGGGGGACGUUAGAUGUGGCAUUAGAUGGAGCUAAAUAGUUUCUGACUUUGGAAUGACCUUCCUUCCAGGGAUCUUUGAUUCACAGAACAAUCAGAGGAAAUCAUUGUCUUGGAUCAUCAUCUCAGAUGUGGGAAAUACAUUACUUUGUUUGUUGACAUGCUACUAUUGCCAAACCCAUUAAUAUAAAUAAAUAAAUAAAUGAUUAAGUAGAUCAGUUUAUCCUAUUGUUCUGAGUCUCGGCUCAUUCAUCAGUUUAGUGUGUCUGUGUGUGGUUGGUGUCCCCUCAUCAAAGGAUCCUGGUUCUUCAUCUCAAUCCCAUUUCAUAGCUGUUGUUCUCCCCUGUAUUCAAUCCUCAUCAUGGUGUCACCUCCGGCCUAGCACUGCCAGCCUGCCAGGCAGCUCUUCUCUUCCUGGUUCCUGACCAGGUGUUUAUCUCUCUGUCACCACACUGUGAGGUGGGAUCGAUCCUCCCUGACAGUAAGAGAUGUGGUGUGAGCUGACAGGAUAGGAAAGCAAGAAGCUGUCUGGUGGCAGGUCUCCAGACACUGUCAACCAGAGAGAAGGACGUUUGCUAGGUAGGGAUACUGUAGGACUUUGCUAGGUUGGGAUACUGUAGGACUUUGCUAGGUGGGGAUACUGUAGGACUUUGCUAGGUGGGGUACUGUAGGACUUUGCUAGGUGGGGAUACUGUAGGACUUUGCUAGGUGGGGAUACUGUAGGACUUUGCUAGGUAGGGAUACUGUAGGACUUUGCUAGGUGGGGAUACUGUAGGACUUUGCUAGGUGGGGAUACUGUAGGACUUUGCUAGGUGGGGAUACUGUAGGACUUUGCUAGGUGGGGAUACUGUAGGACUUUGCUAGGUAGGGAUACUGUAGGACUUUGCUAGGUGGGGAUACUGUAGGAAUUUGCUAGGUGGGGAUACUGUAGGACUUUGCUAGGUGGGGAUACUGUAGGACUUUGCUAGGUGGGGAUACUGUAGGACUUUGCUAGGUCGGGAUACUGUAGGACUUUGCUAGGUGGGGAUACUGUAGGACUUUGCUAGGUAGGGAUACUGUAGGACUUUGCUAGGUAGGGAUACUGUAGGACUUGCUGCUAAAAAGCCUUUGAUUCUCUCUCUUUCCCUCCAGUAACUUCCGGUUCCUGAUGAUAGCAUUGGCCUAUGCGGUGCCUACAGGGGUGGUGGCAGGCUGGUCAGGAGUUCUGGACAUGAUCCUCACCCCUGCUAGAGUCAGCCAGGUAAGGAACACACACCUGACCCAAAACCCACAACAUGUCUGCUGAGUUUAGAACAAACCAAAGAUACAGAUUGUCUGCAAAGUUGAGGAGUCUUUUCCCAUUUAUCCUAGCAUUACUCACUUUAUUCACUCUGAAUGGUAGUACAGUAAUAGCAGUUCUGGAAUACAAUUUAGACAUGUUCAAACUGAUCAUUUCAAAGGGCACUUAUUACAACAGUGUAUUUACAACAUCUGCUGCCAAUUUCCCCCAAAUGAUCUGCGCUGGUACAACACACAAUGAAAAACUCUGUGUUGGUGCUCACCUACUGAAGCACUGAAACGGGCCGGCUAGCCUUCCUGAAAACCAUCAUUCUAAGAGGGCCUGUGAUGUGGCUCAUUUUGUCGGAGGCUAGCACACAGAGUGUAAUUUCCCUUGCUGAAAUGAAAGUGUACAUGCCACCAUAUUCCCUACAUAGUGCACUAUGGGCCCUGGUCAAAAGUAGUGCACUAUCUAGGGAGUAGGGUGCCAUUUGGGAAUUAGACAAUGUAAUUUCCCAGACAGAAAUGGAUGUUGACUCAUAAUUAACCCAAGUGGCCAAUGCCAUACAGUAUUGACAUAACUUCAAGCCCAGCAUGGCAACUCAUAUCUUCUUCACAAAUUAUUUUUUACUUUCCCAUCCUGGACUCAUUAAAAAGCAGCAGGCCCUUGUGAAUACCACUUUGAACUUCAAAACCCACCCUCAAAAAAGGCCUAAUUACACGAUUUUGAAACUCCUCCAUUCCACACAGUCUUGUUUGGUUGGUUGGUCCAUCCUCUUCUCUCUCCUAUCGGUCCAUCUACUUCUCUAAGUGUAGCUAACUUUUUAAGGGUCUAAUCAAACGUGUGGAAUCCACAGCACAUUAUUUGCAUACGGGAAAAUGUGGAGCAUGUCAAGAAAGCGAGGCACUUAAAACUUGAGAUUCUUAGCUUAAUUAGACCGGCAUCGUCUCAGACCCUUCAACGGUCCUGGAUUAGCAUCAGAGAUCCAGGAUGAGAGAGAACGAGAGGAGAGAUGUUGGGACACAGAGCAGAGCACCCUCUACUUUUAGCACGAUAGUAGUGGCUCAAAGGAGACAAAAGAGGCUUCUUUUCAAGGUUAUCAUCAGACAGGUAUUUGAGAAGAAAUCACUGAGCUGUGGGUUCACACACACGCAGUCACUAUCUUUCCUUUCUGUCAGAACCCACAGGGAGUAUCAUCAAUUCUUUAUAGUCUUUAUGUCUUACGGUUUAUUUUGUCGUCAAAAGGAAAUGUUAAGGAACUUUUCUCCUCCAAGUUGCCUUUAUCUGGCUGUCUAAAGAUGGUGUCACAAAUAUGUUGCCUUAGCUAAACUCUGUACAGAGUUUUCCCCAGGCUCAAAACUUAGAAACAGAGUUGUUACAAUACAUCACUAUGGCAGCAUUCACUCCUCACAAUGUAAGGAGUGUAAGUUUGACUUUCAGUAUGUGUUAUGUUUGCUCUUGAUUUCAGAGUUUCACAUUGCAAAACCACACACUACUACUGUAAAACACAUUAGCCUACCUAACUUUCGAUCCCAUACAGCCUGAAAGGUGCCUUGGCACCAACAAACCAUGACCAUAUUCUGAUAAGACGCUAUCAGCAGCAACAUCCAUUGAGGAAUACAAUGAGGGUAGAUAUGAGGUGUGAAAUGAUAGCUUUAUAGGUGACUGUCUGACACACAUACUAAACCUAUUUAGGGCAGGGAUCCAGAGGAAAACAGUGCUGACAAAGUGGGUGAUGUGAUACACACACACACACUCUCUCUCCCUCCUAUGAAUGCUGUAAUCGCCAGUCUCCUCUACACACUGUGUGGUCCCACUGUCAUCACAGACAGAGCUCUCUCUCUCUCUCUCUCUCUGCAGCGAGGCGAUCAAUACAGAGGCGCUGCUUUAGCCCGGGCCCUCGUCCCCCUUUGCUGCCUUCCAAUCACCUCCCAGCUGCGCUCCACUUCUCCACUCAAAUGCCACUUGCCAAUCUUACUGUUGCCGUGUCACUCCAGCCAUUGCAGGGGCUGUGCUGUUCUCUACGUUCCCAUUAACAGGCUCUGUUCUGUAGAUGUCAAACACUGGUUUCAGUCUGCCACCAUGUAGCACAUCCACCCACAGGGGAGGGGUGGUGUGUGUGUGUGUGUGUGUGUGUGUGUGUGUGUGUGUGUGUGUGUGUGUGUGUGUGUGUGUGCAGACAAAGCAGUCAGCAUUUUUUGUUUUUCUAAAUACAUUUCUGUGAAGGUGACCACAUUGUUUUUCACCUCUGCGUCAUCCUGUCUUUCCCAGAACACACAAACCCCCACCUCCACCGUCCCCACCUUCCUGCCAGCCUUCUGAGAUUGUUUCUGUUCAUUUUGUUUUGUAGCUCUUCUACCUAAGGUGGUUCACCCACCAGUGGCAAUAACAGUGUCAACCUCCACGCUCCCUAGCUGAUGAGUAGUGGCCAUUUGCAGUGUCUCUAAGGUGACCCUUUCUUCCUGCUGACAGAAUGCAUACUGUGACGUCCCAUAGCGUCCCUCUCCACACGGUGUGUGCAUCCCAAAUGGCACCCUAUUCCCUACAUAGUGCACUACUUAUAACCAGGGACCAUAGGCCUCUGGUAAAAAAAAAGUAGUGCACUAUGUACGGAAUAGGGUGCUAUUUGGGACACAACCGGUGUCUCCUCUCCACACGGAGGUCAGGGAAUUGAUCCUUUAAAUAAUACAAUUUUGCAGAGACAAGUAUGGGGCAGCAGCUGGUGAUCUGUCAUGAGAGAGUAGUAUGCUAGGGCUGGGAACAGGUGGAGGGGAUGGGAAUGGGGCUUUGAAUGGGGAUGGGAUGGUUGAAGGGGCUGGAGCUUGGGUCGUGAAUGUGGAUGGGUGGAGGAGAUGAGGCUGAGGCUGAGAUAAGCUUGGAGAUGGGUGGACUAUUGUCUGAACUCUGCAGGAGCCCUCCCUCCGUCCAGACACCCAGCCCAGUGCUAGACAAGACUGUGUCCUGAGGCACAUAGCUCUGUGUCGCUGUACGUAAUUAGCAUCGUUUUAAGAACAAGGUCCCACACUGCGUUAAUCACUCAUAUGUAAUUGCUCCGUUAAUGGAGAGUGGCCAUUAAGUCGCUAUGCAGAAAAAACCCAAGGAAAGAUGUUACUUCACCUGAAAGCACAGCAGCGGCUUCAGCUUUCUGAUUACAGAGAGGCUUUCUGCACUGAGAAAGUCACUGUUGUGAACUCCUGGUACUUUUCCUGAUCUAGAGUUAUAUCUAGCUGUGGUGGUUAAUUCUGCUGCCUCCAGACAGACGGUGUACUGUAACCUUUGUGCAUCACAGAGUAGGAGUGCUAAGCUAGGCUUGAUUUUCACUUUUAAAUAAUAAUGUAUAAGAGAGGAAACCUGAUCCUAGAUUAGCACUCCUACUCUUAAAUGCUUUGUGGUGGUGGUUGGUUAUGCCUCCAGACAGACAGACAGGCAGGCAGACAGUGUACCAACUAACUUCCAUGGUGUCUUUUGAUGCUAUCUGUGGUUACCGCUGAAUGAAUUAGCAUGGCAAUGCCAUCAUGUCAUGCUACACCCACGGGUAAGUGCUAUGACUACUGGCUUAAAAGGCUCAGAAACAAGAGAAAUUAAAGAAAAGCAAAUAAAUGAAUGUGCCAGCAGCCUGAAGCCCUGGCUUCCACACCAUACGUAACGUCAGCACGGAAACCAUUUCCUGGUUAUUGACACAGUAGUAACAACGUGCAUGAUUAUUAAGCUGAGCAUGGACAAAUCAGGCCUGUACGGCUGCAGCUAGCACUGAGCAUAUUGCAGUUAAUUAACCACACACACACACAAUAAAUGCUAUGAUCUUUUCCCUGACACUCAAAUAGCAUGCAGAACGAUUUGCAUUCAGCUUCACAAGUUGAUAUGAACAUCAACAUGAAAUUAAGAACCUGUGUACCUUUUCAAGAAAGUUUCAGAAAUGGCCUCUAGACCACAGAUCUCUUCUGUGCAUGAUGCUUUAUUUACAUUCUGGUCUUGUCUUGUUUAUACUCACAUCUGGCCUCUCUCAACGUGGCUCUUCUUUUUUUCUACCGGAGUUAUAGCGUAAGGUAGAUUGAUGUGAACCGCACUCAGUCGUCUUCACCUGGGUGUCAGAUGCUGAUUUAGAGCCUACUUUAUUUACCUGCUGCCUGCUUCCCCAGAGAGGUGUGUGUGUGUGUGUGUGUGGAUGACACUCCGUCUGUGAUGCAGUCAGGCUCUCAUGUUGAUGCUGCAGCAGUAGACCCUGGUUUUAUUUAUUUAUUUAUUUAUUUAUUUUUGUGAUUUAGCAGACGCUCUUAUCCAGAGCGACUUACAGUUAGUGAGUGCAUACAAACCCACAACCCUGGCGUUGCAAGCGCCAUGCUCUACCAACUGAGCUACAUCCCUGCCGGCCAUUCCCUCCCCUACCCUGGACGACGCUGGGCCAAUUGUGCGCCGCCCCAUGGGUCUCCCAGUCGCGGCCAGCUACGACAGAGCCUGGAUUCGAACCAGGACCUCUAGUGGCACAGCUAGCACUGCGAUGCAGUGCCUUAGACCACUGCGCCACUCGGGACUGCGCCACACUGGUUCUAGUUCACUAGGGAACACUGUAGCAAAACCUUUUGCAACACAAAUCUAACAUCUCUCUUCCUAUUGGGCAAGUGGUGGUAGUCUCCCUGUCUUACUCUGUUUUCUCCCUGCUGAACACGACCGUGGUCAUAAUGUCUGUCUUCUCUUCUCCGUCUCCAUCUGUCAGAGCAGGCGUUUGUCUGUGAUUAAUCAUCACAUUGACACCACCAGCCGUUUCCAUUGACUCCCACCACUGUCAGAAUACAGGGUUGCAAUUUACCCUGGGCUUGAUUGACAGGUUUCCCCAGUCUUCAGACACUGCCUACUCUCUGUCUAGCCUCGGCCCCCUGAGCCGUGUAUGGCAUGCUGAACAUGGAAUAAUGCUCCUCUCUUUCUGUCUCUCGCUCUCACUUCCACGCUCUCUUCCUUGCUCUCUCGUUCUCUGUCAAUACCCUCAUUCUCUCUCGAUCGCCUUUUAUUUAUCUCUCUCUCUCUGUCUGUCUCUCCCUCUCAAGGUGGAUGCUGGCUGGAUCGGGUUCUGGUCCAUCAUGGGCGGCUGUGUGUUUGGAGUGGCCAUGGCCAGGUAAGCAACAGCAACAGCAAGUCAUUUCCAUGUGGUUUAGCAUUGUAGCGUGACUUGACCUGAAUGUGCCCACAGGUCCCGUGUAGCUCAGUUGGUAGAGCAUGGCGCUUGCAACGCCAGGGUUGUGGGUUCGAUUCCCACGGGGGGCCAGUAUGAAAAAUGUAUGCACUCACUAACUGUAAGUCGCUCUGGAUAAGAGCAUUUGCUAAAUGACUAAAAUGUAAAUGUAAUAACCCCUGAUGGGGUGCCAGAUAUUUUAUGUCCUAAAAGGCCCAGGACAGUUUUCUGACUUAAGAUAUGUGGGCUUAACUCAGAUUUUCUCCUAUUGACAUCACUGAAUUAAUUAUGUGAACGUCUGGGUUGAGUGUGCUUAUCUCAACUGUGAAUCCAGCCCCUAGUUAGAGGUUGUCUGGAGUAGGCCCAGUACAGUCUGAAGUUGGGCUUGGACUGAGCCUGAAUACCAACAGCUAGCUGUGUCCAGCGAUGUGUGAGGCCUGUCUCAUAAUUUCAGCCCUAAACCAUCUUCUUGGACCAGGUGAGCGGUCAAAUUAGAGGGUAAGCAUUUAUCGUGAACGCCAUACACUCACUUAGUAUCUUCAGAUUAAGUAUGCAUGAAAAUAUACGGCCCAUGUUUGGUCGUAAUAGCUUUGGCUCUGCCUCCAAGGCCUGUCAACAAGAUUAGCAACUAGAAACCCAUUGCUAAGCAUGUUCACAGGAAUAAAUGGGUCUAUUACUCUCUGUCUGCUUGUGCUGCAUUCCAGUCUGGUUCUCUCACUUUCUUGAAACAUUACUGUGUUUAGUGAUAUUGGAGGGGGUAGGAGUCUCAGGCUGUGUCCUAAAUGUCUAUGAGCUCUGGUCAAAAGUUGUCCACUACUUAGUGAAAAGGGUGCAAUUUGGGAUGUACCCGCCAUCUCAAACCCCUUAGCUCACCUCAUCCACUCCAUCUCUCUUAGUGUAUUAAAUCCAUGGUUGUUGUGAUAGACUGAGGUGAGUAAGUGAAUGCUAAUGCAAUGGGCCAUGUGUCUCUAGCUGAUGUAUAGACUGACGCACCGUAGGCCCCAAACUGUGUACUCUGCAAAAGGAAGGGAUCCGUCGUCCAGCUGACAUAUAUAUGUUAAUCGCCCGGCCCAAUCAGCACUUCCAGGCAGGGCCAAAGUCUCACAAUGCUGUAAUUAGGAAAACUAGUCCAUAACUCUAGCCUUGAUUCAUGGAACUGUUCUGUUCUUGGUAUAUGCUGGAGUGGACUGGAGGCAUCUAGGCUGACAAACAAACUAUUGUGUGUGUUUGUUUGUUAAGUUAAGUAUAGAUCCAGAGUUAAUAUGGGUGGGUAAGGUUUGCUUAUGUUUGUAACCUCAGUAGAUGUUGAUGUCAUGGCAGAGAAACAGAAACUAACUCAUUAAAGAGUGUCAGUCCCCCAGUUGAUUGGCUUCCUUCUCACGUCUGACUUAAUUGGGUGUCUGUUGGCGGUUAGCUUGGGGAGCUGAUCUGAGCAGAGCGGUGCUUCGGGUGGGGUUGCGUUCCGUGUGUGUGUUUGUUUGGGUUUUGCUGUGAUUGGUGAUGUGUGUGUUGUGUUUGGGAAGCGCAGUAGCAGAUGUUUACCUCUCUAUAGUACUGGGUCCUUUGUGGCACCAUUAAUGAUAAUUUGCCUGGCGGUUUAGUGUUGAUGGAGCUGCUGAGUUACAGUACAGAGCGCACACACACACCCUCCCGUGCCUGAACCUGAGUUAUUACACACCCCUGUCUCACCUUACGCCACACAAACAUCAGAGAGCAGCUUGCCAUGGCAGCAGAAAAAUAGCCCCAUUAAAAUGUUUUGCUGCAGGUGUUAUGGUUGCAAAUACUAAGUGGUUUGCUUCCCGGGAAGGCUUUGUGAUAGCCAAACAAACACUCACUCCGCAACACACACAAACAUGCUCCCUAAUAUUUUUUCUCCCCGAGAUGCGCCCACUACUAGAUGGAUGGCAGUAUUUGUCACUGUUGGGGCAUUUGGCGAUGGGUGCUCAGAGGUGUGUGUGUGUGUGUGUGUCAGAGACACGUUUGACAAAUAUUUAUUUGUCGGCCAGCAGCUUGUGGUCAGGGUGAAACUGCUGCUUUAAGACCAGACCUGGAACAGAACAGAGCUGGUGGAAAUUAAUAAUAAUAAUAACCACCUCCCAUUAUCCUUCAUCAACCAUUAUCCCCACCAUUAUAAGCCAAGUCCCAUUAUCAACCUGAGGAGAGGUUGGGGGGAAGGGAAGGACGGAGAGGGAGGGUGAGCGAGGGGGGAGGGAGGGAGAGAGAGAGAGGGGGAGGGAGUUAGAGAGAAAGAUGGAAGAGUUUUUAACCACACUAACUGCCACUAGAGACCUGAGAGAUGAUCAGGUAUUUAUCUUUAGAUAAAUGAGAGAUAAACAAUAAAUUUAAAAUGAGAAAUGGAAAUAACUGAAUUUGUUUUGACAGGGAUGGCCGUUGUUUCUCAGUAAUAUCAUUACAGCCAUCUAUCAGACCGGUUUGUUCAUUCAGUACAUGCCCUUGUCUUGGUACAGAAUGGAGACAAAUAGACCCAGUAGUGAUAAUAUCAAAUGGAAUCAGAAUUGAAUUAAUCCUGCAGUUAGCCAGAGGAGAAUGCGCAAAAUGAAAUCUGAUGCCAGAGAAGAGUUAAGCGUCACUAUCUUCUAGACAAUAAAUCUGACACAACUGUUAUUGAUGUGCUUUUAAUUUAGACAUUACCUCACAACAAGCUAGGCCUACAGUAUGCUCCAGUCUUGUCAGCUGACAUUGUAGGGCAUAAAGGAGUCUUGAAAUAUGCUACUUAGAGGCAUGCUGCAUUUAUUGCAGGUUUCAGUAAACAAAUUAGAUGUGAGAGGGGUGAUAAUAAUUAUGAUACUGGUGGUGGUGGUGGUGUAGGGUAGUCGUUCUCAAACUUCUCCUCGGGGACCCCAGACAUUUCACAAUGUUGUUGUAGCCCUGAACUAACUCACCUGGCUUACCUAUUCAAGGGCUUGAUGAUGGUUGACAAGUUGAAUCAGGUGUGCUAGCUCUGGAAUAGAUCAAAUACAUGGAAUGGCUGCGGGUCCCCGAGGAGAGGUUUCGGAACCACUGGUGUAGGGGACCAUUACCUGUGCUCCUCUAACCAGUGAGACAAGGGUUUGGCUGGGUGGAGGUGGAGUAUAGGAUAUGAUACUGGUGCUGGUUGAGUAGAGGACUUACAGUGGGGGAAAAAAGUAUUUAGUCAGCCACCAAUUGUGCAAGUUCUCCCACUUAAAAAGAUGAGAGAGGCCUGUAAUUUUCAUCAUAGGUACAUGUCAACUAUGACAGACAAAAUGAGAAAAAAAAAUCCAGAAAAUCACAUUGUAGGAUUUUUAAUGAAUUUAUUUGCAAAUUAUGGUGGAAAAUAAGUAUUUGGUAAAUAACAAAAGUUUCUCAAUACUUUGUUAUAUACCCUUUGUUGGCAAUGACACAGGUCAAACGUUUUCUGUAAGUCUUCACAAGGUUUUCACACACUGUUGCUGGUAUUUUGGCCCAUUCUUCCAUGCAGAUCUCCUCUAGAGCAGUGAUGUUUUGGGGCUGUCGCUGGGCAACACGGACUUUCAACUCCCUCCAAAGAUUUUCUAUGGGGUUGAGAUCUGGAGACUGGCUAGGCCACUCCAGGACCUUGAAAUGCUUCUUACGAAGCCACUCCUUCGUUGCCCGGGCGGUGUGUUUGGGAUCAUUGUCAUGCUGAAAGACCCAGCCACGUUUCAUCUUCAAUGCCCUUGCUGAUGGAAGGAGGUUUUCACUCAAAAUCUCACGAUACAUGGCCCCAUUCAUUCUUUCCUUUACACGGAUCAGUCGUCCUGGUCCCUUUGCAGAAAAACAGCCCCAAAGCAUGAUGUUUCCACCCCCAUGCUUCACAGUAGGUAUGGUGUUAUUUGGAUGCAACUCAGCAUUCUUUGUCCUCCAAACACGACGAGUUGAGUUUUUACCAAAAAGUUAUAUUUUGGUUUCAUCUGACCAUAUGACAUUCUCCCAAUCCUCUUCUGGAUCAUCCAAAUGCACUCUAGCAAACUUCAGACGGGCCUGGACAUGUACUGGCUUAAGCAGGGGGACACGUCUGGCACUGCAGGAUUUGAGUCCCUGGCGGCGUAGUGUGUUACUGAUGGUAGGCUUUGUUACUUUGGUCCCAGCUCUCUGCAGGUCAUUCACUAGGUCCCCCCGUGUGGUUCUGGGAUUUUUGCUCACCGUUCUUGUGAUCAUUUUGACCCCACGGGGUGAGAUCUUGCGUGGAGCCCCAGAUCGAGGGAGAUUAUCAGUGGUCUUGUAUGUCUUCCAUUUCCUAAUAAUUGCUCCCACAGUUGAUUUCUUCAAACCAAGCUGCUUACCUAUUGCAGAUUCAGUCUUCCCAGCCUGGUGCAGGUCUACAAUUUUGUUUCUGGUGUCCUUUGACAGCUCUUUGGUCUUGGCCAUAGUGGAGUUUGGCGUGUGACUGUUUGAGGUUGUGGACAGGUGUCUUUUAUACUGAUAACAAGUUCAAACAGGUGCCAUUAAUACAGGUAACGAGUGGAGGACAGAGGAGCCUCUUAAAGAAGAAGUUCCAGGUCUGUGAGAGCCAGAAAUCUUGCUUGUUUGUAGGUGACCAAAUACUUAUUUUCCACCAUAAUUUGCAAAUAAAUUCAUAAAAAAUCCUACAAUGUGAUUUUCUGGAUUUUUUUCUCCUCAAUUUGUCUGUCAUAGUUGACGUGUACCUAUGAUGAAAAUUACAGGCCUCUCUCAUCUUUUUAAGUGGGAGAACUUGCACAAUUGGUGGCUGACUAAAUACUUUUUUCCCCCACUGUAGCUGUGGUCCUCUACCCAGAGAGGAGAGUGGUUGGCUGGGUAGGUGCAGGGCUGUAGUCUCUGGCACAGCCAGAGGAGAGUUGGAGCUGAGGGGAGCUAGUGGCAGAUGGGUAGGAGCAGACGGCUUUGACUGGGGAAAGAGAGAGCAGACUGGGCUGGGAAGUGCUUGCCUGUCCAUGCCAAAGCACCUACUUCCAUGGCCCAGCAGCCCUGUAGUGUAUACUUCCAAAAGGUACAUAAUACUAUGUUAGGCAGACUCUGCUCUGUCCGUUCAUGAAUAGAAAGUCGAUCCUAGAUGUAUUCUUCACUCAGACAGAACACUAUGGGGGUCAUACUAUCAGACAGUCUGAGUGACAUAUGAUUCGUAGCCACACACAGACAGUGCAUCUAUGAAUGUCUAAUCUAAAAUGAACACACUGAAAAUAAAUGGUUUGAAGCUUAAUAGUUUUGUUGGCUGUGAGGCUGUCCAAAACAGAUUUCCCUUAUGUUCCCCUGCUACAGUUUUAUUGAACUCUGAGAGACUGUUUGACAAAUUAAACAUUUUCGGCGGGUGUUUUUUCACAAAUAGUUAUUUGUCGGGUUGAACUAUUUUUCUGAAGCAUCUUGUCUGAGCACAACAAAACAAAGGCAAUUCUUGUCUUUCCACUACGAGCUUCAAUAUGUGUGAUGUCGGACAGUUAGCGUCGCUGUGCUGGCAAAUAUACCCAGAGUCCAGGAGUAAACCUUGUCAGUAGGGUUGGGCGGGGUCCAUAUUUUCAUACCGUCAUACGGUUUCUGUACCAUACCGGGGAAUACAGUAAGAGCAUACAAGGGGCUAACACUAUUUCUAAAACGUAUUGACACUAUAAAAAUAAAAUACAAUAAAAAAAAACUUGGCAACAGGGAUCUUGAUCCAAGAGGGAAUUAAAUGUCUUUGUUGUAACCAAGAAGCUUGAUCUUGACAUCUUGUUCUCCCGAGUGGCGCAGUGGUCUAAGGCACUGCGUUCGAAUCCAGGCUCUGUCGUAGCCGGCCGUGACCGGGAGACCCAUGGGGCGGCGCACAAUUGGCCCAGCGUCGUCCAGGGUAGGGGAGGGAAUGGCCGGCAGGGAUGUAGCUCAGUUGGUAGAGCAUGGUGUUUGCAACGCCAGGGUUGUGGGUUCGAUUCCCACAGGGGGCCAGUAUGAAAAAAAAUAAUAAUAAUAAUGUAUGCACUCACUAACUGUAAGUCGCUCUGGAUAAGAGCGUCUGCUAAAUGACUAAAAUGUAAAUGUAAAUGUAGCCACUUAGCUAGAAAGUUAGCAAAUCAAAUGCAUAGCUGGAGCCCUGAGCUGGAUAUCAUUUAUUUGACACAUCUUAGAUUUCUUAGUUAUACUUAACUUAUAGUUAAGCAGUGACGUAGCACGCACCCCCGCAGCUCUCGCAAAACUAUUUACAAGAACAAAACAUUUUUACGGUAUUGAAAAUCAUACCGUUGGUAUUUUGAAAUACCCCUGUAUAUGGUAUAAACGGUAUAUUGCCCAAACCUACUUGUCAGGAGGGAUAAUUCAACACAUGGUGAGAGAGGAACGCUAAAACAGGCUUUGUCUGGACGCAUAGGGUGCAGCACACAUCAAAUAUCUGCCUGCUUGCUUCACAGUCACUGGUGAUCUAAAUGAUAUCAACUCAUAUCAUGGUGUAUCGCUGUAAGCUGUCACCAGUUGUAACCCAGGGAUGGCUACAUUCUCCUGACACCAUGACUGCUUCCCUGUAAUCGAUGGUGACAUGGAGGCACAUAAGUCACGCUGAGACUUGUUUACACUCUUUGCUGUGGUUUGAAGCAUGCCAUGAUUUGCAUCAUCAUGAUGAUGUGGCGGGUGACACAUUGCUUCUUGAAAGUCCAAAAUCUUGAAAACUUGACUCCUGACAUGCAAAACAUUUUGGGACUGUAUCAACAGUGGACUAAUGGAAGAAAAUACCAAAAUAUAGUUUUUGAGUAGUUUUCCUUUAAGCCAUUUUUGAAGCAUACCAAAUUAGGCUAUGUUGUAAGCAUUUCAGUUGUUGUUUUGUUGUUGUUUCAAUCAAUCCUUUGAUUGUUUCUAUCUGUGUGCUCCAGGUUUACUACCUCCAUCUCUGUCUCUCCCCAGGUUUGCAGACUCUAUCCGGGGCAUGCUGAAGCUCAUCCUGAUCCUGAUGAUGGCUGGGGCUUCCCUGGCCUCCACUUGGUUCACACUCACCUGCCUGACUAGGCUCACACACCUACCCUCCACUGCAGGUAGGCCUAGUAGAGCACAGUUUCCAUGUGGGGAGGUGGGCAUUUACAUGAAUGCAGUGCAACUGGCAUACACCCAGAGCAUCCUAGAGGCCACAAUGGAUACUUCAAUAGCAGACUUGUCCUUUAGAUUGAGGAAGAGACGCAUGGACCAAGUAAAGUAAGUACAUCUCCUGUUUCUGUAGCGUGAGGCAGGUUGAUGUAGAAGUACACCACCUGGACAGGACGCUAGUCUAUCGCAGGGCCAAGCAGAGUAUGACUCGGCCGGGGAUCGAACUCCCAACCAUCCAAUCUCAGGGCGGAUAUGGACUGAGUUGCAGAAGCACAUUAGCAGUUUCCCUUGAAACAAACAAACAUAUUUAACUUCACAUUCACCAGCUCUAGCAUUCUCAUCCAUCAUAAUAUUUGUGCUUGGCAUCAGUAUUUUUUAAAAUCCUUUUGCUUCUGGCUGACAGUGCCAAGCUAACAGACUCCAGGAUUGCCCAUCCACCUGGUGUAGUGUACGUGGGAGGCAUUAGACAUAGCUCUGGUAGCAGCCUCUACCUCUUUGUUAUCCUUUUUUGAAAUCCUCAGCAUGUGCACUUAUUCAAUCAAUAAUAAUCUGUAUUUUUUACACAACUUCUUCACUGGUUUUGUUCUUCAACAACGUCUAUUAUCAUUAAUGUAAAAGUGAUUCGCUGACAGCCUUGGGUCUUCCCUUGGACACAUUCUCCACGGCUCUACUGCCAUACUUCAUCUAAUGAAAAGUCUAAAAUAUUGUGAUGAAGCAGCACCAGCCCCUGGUGAUCAACUAGCUGCAACCUGGGAGAGACUGAGACAUAUGUAGUGGGAGGAACAGAGCAGCCGUGGGACCGUGGGACACUAGAGGUUGUCUGUGUUUGAUACCAGUUUGUCAUUAGAGCAGGAUGGGGGUGGUUGAACAAAGGGAUGAUGGAAGAGAAGAGAGGAAGAGGGGAUAUUCAUUCAGGAUUUGAUGACUGUGUCGUCGGUGCAGUUGCAUCGACUCAGUUCCUCUGUGACAGCGGCAAGCAGGCAGGGUCCUCUGAGGCAGCAGUGUGAUUUAGAGCGGUGCUGGCUAAUGAGGAGUUGAUUUGGCCCAAUCUGCAGUGAUAAAGGAGACGGAGGAGACCGAGCCAUGCUCUGUCCCAAAUGACACCCUAUUCCUUAUAUAGUGCACUACCAUAGGGCUCUGGUCAAAAGUAGUGCCCUAAAUAGGGAAUAGGGUGCCAUUUGGGAUGCUGCAAUGCUCUGCUCCACAGUGAUGGCUUAAUCUCCUCACCCACACCUGGGCUCAGCCUCAGAGCAUCUGAGACCUCGAUCAGUGGUGGCCAAGGCACACACACACACACACAAGCACGGACACACGCACAGACACUGGGCGCACACACAAACACACGCAUGCGUGCAAGCAUAUUGGGGACACAUGCACACACACAGGCACACACGGGAGCCCGCACGCACAUAGAAACACACACACACACUGGGGGAAUCGGCCAGCCGCAUAUGGCACUUACCAACACAAUUUGCCUCUUGCAUUUGAACAGAAACAUCCCUCUGUACCCUGAGAGUAACUAGAUGUAGUCAAUCUCAUGAAAACACUAGCUGCACAGCAGGGGGUAUUGCCUGUGGUUUUUUCCCCAAUCCACCACCCACUGUUAAACCACCAUUGUCUUAGCUGGAAUGACAUUAUGAGUAAGCUUUGAUAUGUAACAAUGAGAACCUGGAGGCCUUCUCAGGGUGACACUGUUCUUAUGGUCACACUAGACUAGUGUCAUUUCACACUAGUUAAAGUGCCAUAUGUAAAAUACUUUGACACCUAUUGUUGUAAAAUGGGCUUUAUAAGUCAAAUGUGAUUGAUUAAGCCCUGACUCCCUGUCCUCUGCUUUUUAAAAUGUGAUGAUUGAUUGAUUGAUUGAUUGAUUACCCCCCCGCCCCUCUCUGUCUUCCCCUCAGCCACCCUGUACACCUCCUGUAUCCUGGUGGGCAUCUUCAUCAACAGUAGUGUGCCCAUCUUCUUUGAGCUCUUCAUCGAGACCGUGUACCCCGUGCCCGAGGGCAUCACCUGUGGCGUGGUCACCUUCCUCGGUAACCUGGUCACCGGCUGCCUCCUCUUCUUCCUCACCUUCUACAGCACAGGUAAGACUGACAGGUAGAGCACAGCUACAACACAAAAUAGAAAGAGAUAGAAGUAGAUAGGAGAGAGCUCUAGAGCCGUGGGUCAGAUUCAAACCCAGUUGAAGAGGUCAGAUGUGCCAUCCAUAUCCACUGAGGAUCAUUUUCAAUCUUAAGAAAUAGAUUCAAGAAUUAGCUUCCCAGACUUAUUAAGAAAAACUGUUUUAUUUCUCACAGCCUGGUAUUCAUUAUCUGGGUCUAGCGGAGGUUCAUAUACAGUGGGGAAAAAAAGUAUUUAGUCAGCCACCAAUUGUGCAAGUUCUCCCACUUUAAAAAGAUGAGAGAGGCCUGUAAUUUUCAUCAUAGGUACACGUCAACUAUGACAGACAAAAUGAGAAAAAAAAAUCCAGAAAAUCACAUUGUAGGAUUUUUAAUGAAUUUAUUUGCAAAUUAUGGUGGAAAAUAAGUAUUUGGUAAAUAACAAAAGUUUCUCAAUGACACAGGUCAAACGUUUUCUGUAAGUCUUCACAAGGUUUUCACACACUGUUGCUGGUAUUUUGGCCCAUUCCUCCAUGCAGAUCUCCUCUAGAGCAGUGAUGUUUUGGGGCUGUCGCUGGGCAACACAGACUUUCAACUCCCUCCAAAGAUUUUCUAUGGGGUUGAGAUCUGGAGACUGGGUAGGCCACUCCAGGACCUUGAAAUGCUUCUUACGAAGCCACUCCUUCGUUGCCCGGGUGGUGUGUAUGGGAUCAUUGUCAUGCUGAAAGACCCAGUCACGUUUCAUCUUCAAUGCCCUUGCUGAUGGAAGGAGGUUUUCACUCAAAAUCUCACGAUACAUGGCCCCAUUCAUUCUUUCCUUUACACGGAUCAGUCGUCCUGGUCCCUUUGCAGAAAAACAGCCCAAAAGCAUGAUGUUUCCACCCCCAUGCUUCACAGUAGGUAUGGUGUUCUUUGGAUGCAACUCAGCAUUCUUUGUCCUCCAAACACGACGAGUUGAGUUUUUACCAAAAAGUUAUAUUUUGGUUUCAUCUGACCAUAUGACAUUCUCCCAAUCCUCUUCUGGAUCAUCCAAAUGCACUCUAGCAAACUUCAGACGGGCCUGGACAUGUACUGGCUUAAGCAGGGGGACACGUCUGGCACUGCAGGAUUUGAGUCCCUGGCGGCGUAGUGUGUUACUGAUGGUAGGCUUUGUUACUUUGGUCCCAGCUCUCUGCAGGUCAUUCACUAGGUCCCCCCGUGUGGUUCUGGGAUUUUUGCUCACCGUUCUUGUGAUCAUUUUGACCCCACGGGGUGAGAUCUUGCGUGGAGCCCCAGAUCGAGGGAGAUUAUCAGUGGUCUUGUAUGUCUUCCAUUUCCUAAUAAUUGCUCCCACAGUUGAUUUCUUCAAACCAAGUUGCUUUCCUAUUGCAGAUUCAGUCUUCCCAGCCUGGUGCAGGUCUACAAUUUUGUUUCUGGUGUCCUUUGACAGCUCUUUGGUCUUGGCCAUAGUGGAGUUUGGAGUGUGACUGUUUGAGGUUGUGGACAGGUGUCUUUUACAACAAGUUCAAACAGGUGCCAUUAAUACAGGUAAUGAGUGGAGGACAGAGGAGCCUCUUAAAGAAGAAGUUACAGGUCUGUGAGAGCCAGAAAUCUUGCUUGUUUGUAGGUGACCAAAUACUUAUUUUCCACCAUAAUUUGCAAAUAAAUUCAUUAAAAAUCCUACAAUGUGAUUUUCUGGAUUUUUUUUCCUCAAUUUGUCUGUCAUAGUUGACGUGUACCUAUGAUGAAAAUUACAGGCCUCUUUCAUCUUUUUAAGUGGGAGAACUUGCACAAUUGGUGGCUGACUAAAUACUUUUUCUCCCCACUGUAUCAUUUGUAAGCACAGCGUAUUAAACAGAGGACAGACUAUCUCUACCUCGCUUUCUCCAUCAUUUUCCUGGUUUGAACAGGAGCAGGUCUGGAGCCUGUAGAAAUUAAAGUCAGUGGACCCAAAGCAUUAGGCCUCCUCUCUGUGUGUGCAUCCCAAAUGGCACCCUAUUUCCUAUAUAGUGCACUACUUUUGACCGGGCCCGGGUCAAAAGUAGUGCGCUAUGAAGGGACUAGGGUGCCAUUUGGGAAGAAACCCCUGUUUCUCUCCUCUGUUUGCUGAGCUCCAUUCUGUUUGCAGAGCUCUUCUUUGUCUGAUUAGCCUUAACUGGAAGGUUAGACAAUCACAAAGUCACUAAGGUGGAAUGAUGAAUAAUGCUUUGAGAACUUGACAGGAUUCCCCCCUCAAACACUUUUGAGUAAAUAGAUAGAAAAUAUUCAUAUUUCUGCGAACUGCAUUACUAUUCAUGAGAUUCACUGGGUCCCCCAGAGUACAGGUGGUGGAUAGUCUGGCUGGUCCCCCAGAGUACAGGUGGUGGAUAGUCUGGCUGGUCCCCCAGAGUACAGGUGGUGGAUAGUCUGGCUGGUCCCCCAGAGUACAGGUGGUGGAUAGUCUGGCUGGUCCCCCAGAGUACAGGAGGUGGAUAAGUCUGGCUGGUCCCCCAGAGUACAGGUGGUGGAUAGUCUGGCUGGUCCCCCAGAGUACAGGUGGUGGAUAGUCUGGCUGGUCCCCCAAAGUAGUGCAAGGUAAUAGGGAAUAGGGUGUUAUUUGGGAGGUAGACACAGUGUCGACUGUCAACAGCCAGGCUGUGUCAGAUGGAGAUGUCUGUACUAUAGGAUCAGCAAACGGACACAGGCCUCAAAGUAUACAUUUUCCUCUUCAAGUCGGUGGUGGUGGUGGAUGACAGCUUGGUGGAUGUGUACAGAGGGGUCUGUCUGUGUGCUGGAGGCUGGAGGCUGGAGGCUGCCCAUAUGAUGGGAACUGUGAAGGGAACAGUGUUGGCAGAUUCCCACACUCUCUCCCUCUGACACCCAGGAAGAUUAAACUGAGAUGAGAGAGCUUUGGCACAGACAGUAGUGUGGUUUCUGUUACCCCUGGGUCUCUCGCUCUCUCUCUUCUGCUCUGAGUGAUACUCCGACUGAGUGAUGACAGAGGCUAUACCCAGCUGAGCCUGGUCUAAGAUCUAUAGUUCGGGCCCAAGGCAUCUUGAGUAUCUGACUCUUGUGGUAUUCCUGUGAGGACUGGACACUCUUGAUGACUGCCAGUAAUUCGGCCUUAUAAAAGUAGAGCAGUUGGUGUUCCUCAGGGAUCAGUGUUAGGAACAAUUAAUAUGAUAUGUACAUGUUCCUAUAGGAAUGCAGAGACCAUUGGUUUACAUGUUGUUGAGACAGCUAAUUAAAAGGCAACAGUAAACAUGUCGUCCCCCCACGAAUGAUGCCAUUUUGUAAAUGGUGGCUCUCUAUGGCAAGACGCGUCAUUCACCCAAGUUUCGUCAAAAUCGGGCCAGUGCUGUCUGAGAUACCGCGUGUGACGAACGUACUAACGGAUGGAGACUAUGACUAAAUCCAGUUCCUGUUGUCUGUGUCCUGUUUAUCAAUCAAUGGGGAUGAACUGAGGAUAACAUUCCACCACCACAAAACAGAGAUUUGUAAGGAAUAUGACAGUAUGAUAGCACAGGAGGUUGGUCGCACCUUAAUUGGGGAGGACGGGCUCAUGGUAAUGGCUGGAGCGGAAUAGGUGGAAUGGUAUCGAAUACAUCAACCACAUGGUUUGAUGCCAUUCCAUUUGCUCCGUUCCAGACAUUAUUAUGAGCCAUCCUCCCCUCAGCAGCCUCCACUUUAUGAUUGGGCUCCAAUAUUUUAUUUUCUACCUCUAAUUCAUCCUUCAUUCAUUUCAGCCUUAUACAGUAAUUGAUGUGGCAUAUGUGGUGGUGUGGAAUUAAAAACGGAAGAAUUCCAUAUAAAUCUUUGCCUUUUCAAAAUCAACCCCACUCCCUCCUAUAUUUUAAAUUGGCAAUCUCAGCCUGAAAGAUGUUCAUUUAUUUUUUGGUUACAGUUGAUUUUAAAUUUCCAUUCGCUGCUCACUGCCAAAAGAACAAAUUCUGAAGUAUCAAUCUUUUUUUUUUUUUGAACUUAUACGUCUAUUUUAAUAUUGAAGGGUUGCAAGGGUCUCUGCUCAGCGGAUCCCAACUUCCUUCUAUUCCAGCAGGGUAUUUAAGGGUGCCUCCCAAAUGGCACCCUUUUCCCUAUAUAGGACUGAGUCUGUCUGAAAACAUGAAUGGAGACGAUUCUGGCUGUAUGAAUACAUGCAGCUGUUGGUACUUUAGAUUUCAUCGUCUCUGUGUGAUUUAGCUAUGGAGUGGUGGGUGGAAUACAAAGUAGGGAGCCGUAUUGUGAAGCGUAGCGUCAAAGAUUCCUCGUCUGUGGAGGAGUUAGGGGUUGUGUGGGAUUGGCGGCAAUAUCGUUGGGUUUGUUGUCAAGACUUCUACAAGGAAACAGAGCUGAAAUAAUUGGCACUUUUCUUUUUUGUCUUAAACUUAGUUUUUGUCAUAAACUUUGCUGUAUUUGUCUGAAAUACAAAACUAUGAGAUUAAUCACAUGUUCUUUGGCAUAUCUGGAAUUUGUAACCUUUUGUGAAUGUUAUGGAGGCAUCGGAGACUGUAGCUCCAUGUUGAUCCAUAACAAGCCUUUUGUUAUGCAGUUGCACUUUUAUUUCUGGGAUGUUUUUGAAUAAUCAUUGUGGGAACAGUUGACACUAUAAUCAAACACGUCCUAUUAGAAAUACACACAGUCAUAUUAAAAUGACGGAACAGUCUUAAUGUCUACCCACCCGGUCUGAAUAUUCUGACAGUAAUAGAAAAUCAUUAUUCAAAUUUUGUUUCAUUGAACAUUUUAUGAUUUCAUGUAAUUUAUUUCUGGCUAAUGUCAGCCAAUCAGCCAGCUCCAUUCCCCUAAAAAACAGCUCUGUAAAGUUAGAAUGAGAAGACAUUUAACCAGCUCUCAAACGCUACGUCCAUUUUAAACGCAGCAUCAUCGGCCACAAUUAGGAAUGAUUGCGGUAUGAUAAGUGGCUUUGGCUCCUGAUCCAGCGUUCAUCCACCAAGCCCCUGUGUGUCUGCGUGUCUGUGUGUGUGUGUGGUGCCCCAGGGUGAUAGCCAGAGGAAGAAGUGAAAACAUAAUUUAAAUUGUCCUUUCUAACUGUCAGUUGGGGAUUAUCACUGAGCUACUGAAGCUAUGAUAGCCUGUGAGGAAUUGCAUCAGCGUAUCUCUCCCCAGAGGCUCUUUCAUUAUUAAUGUACAGAAAGGGAAAGGGAUUUAUGUCCACUCCUAUUCCCCUGUGUAUUGCUGUUCAAGCAACUUUCUACACACUGCAGCCCCGCCACUCCUCACUGAUGAUGUCAGUGGGACCAUGACCGCUCGAGUUGCUUAGCCAAAAUACAUGUUGUUAGGCAUACAUAGACACAUUAGCAUUCAUUCAGACUCCACACCCAUUCACAUAUCUCUCCUCCCUUCUGUUCUCUUAGUCUCCUAUCUAAAUGGGUGAUUCUGGGGCAGGCGGGCUGUGGAGACAGAGCGGUCAGAGAAACACAACUCCAUUAACCUGCUUCCACACCACUGCCACACCACCAGGCAACAGGUUACUGAGCUAACCUGAUUAAUGACGGUGCUACUGCAGGAUGAAACAUCCUUUUCACUUCUUCUUUCAUCUUCCACUGUGCUCUGGACCCACAUAUGUUCUCUCUGUCCACUGUGCUCUGGAUCCACAGAUGUUCUCUCUUUCUGUCCACUGUGCUCUGGACCCACAGAUGUUCUCGCUCUCUGUCCACUGUGCACUGGACCCACAGAUGUUCUCGCUCUCUGUCCACUGUGCACUGGACCCACAGAUGUUCUCGCUCUCUGUCCACUGUGCUCUGGACCCACAUAUGUUCUCGCUCUCUGUCCAUGCUUAUAGAGAAGGACAUUCAACAAGCACAGCACUUACACAAAUGACUGAUGAUUGGCUGAGAGAAAUUGAUAAUAAAAAGAUUGUGGGGCCUGUUUUGUUAGACUUCAGUGCGGCUUUUGACAUUAUCGAUCAUAGUCUGCUGCUGGAAAAACGUAUGUGUUAUGGCUUCACUCCACCUGCUAUAUUGUGGAUACAGAGUUACCUGUCUAACAGAACACAGAGGGUGUUCUUUAAUGGAAGCCUCUCCAACAUAAUCCAGGUAGAAUCAGGAAUUCCCCAGGGCAGCUGUCUAGGCCCAUUACUUAUUUCAAUCUUUACUAAUGACAUGCCACUGGCUUUGAAUAAAGCCAGAAUGUCUAUGUAUGCGGAUGACUCAACACUAUACAUGUCAGCUACUACAGCGACUGAAAUGACUGCAACACUUAACAAAGAGUUGCAGUUAGUUUCAGAGUGGGUGGCAAGGAAUAAGUUAGUCCUAAAUAUUUCUAAAACUAAAAGUAUUGUAUUUGGAACAAAUCAUUCACUAAACUCCAAACCUCGAUUAAAUCUUGUAAUAAAUAAUUUGGAGAUUGAGCAAGUUGAGGUGACUAAACUGCUUGGAGUAACCCUGGAUUGUAAACUGUCAUGGUCAAAACAUAUUGAUACAACAGUAGCUAAGAUGGGGAGAAGUCUGUCCAUAAUAAAGCGCUGCUCUACCUUCUUAACAGCACUAUCAGCAAGGCAGGUCCUACAGGCUCUAGUUUUAUCGCACCUGGACUACUGUUCAGUCGUGUGGUCAGGUGCCACAAAGAGGGACUUAGGAAAAUUGCAAUUUGCUCAACACAGGACAGCACGACUGGCCCUUGGAUGUACACAGAGAGCAAACAUUAAUAAUAUGAAUGUCAAUCUCUCCUGGCUCAAAGUGGAGGAGAGAUUGACUUCAUCACUGCUUGUGUUUGUGAGAGGUGUUGACAUGUUGAAAGCACAUGUCUGUUUGAACGACUGGCACACAGCUCAGACACCCAUGCAUACCCCACAAGACAUGCCACCAGAGGUCUCUUCAACAGUCCCCAAGUCCAGAACAGACUAUGGGAGGCGCACAGUACUACAUAGAGUCAUGACUACAUGGAACUCUAUUCCACAUCAGGUAACUGAUGUAAGCAGUAGAAUCAGAUUUAAAAAAACAGAUAAAAAUACACUUUAUGGAACAGCAGGGACUGUGAAGCAACACAAACAUAGGCACAGACACAUGCAUACACACACAUGAUAACAUACGCUCUAUACACACACGUGCACAUGGAUUUUGUGUUGUAGAUAUGUGGUAGUGGAGUAGGGGCCUGAGGGCACACACUUUAAUGUGUUGUGCAAUCUGUUACGGAUGUAUUGUAAUGUUUUUUUAAAUGUAUAACUGCCUUAAUUUUGCUGGACCCCAGGAAGAGUAGCUGCUGCCUUGGCAAAUAAAAAUACCCACAGAUGUUCUCACUCUCUGUGCUCUGGACCAAUAGAUGUUCUCUCUCUCUGGCUUCAGGAAUAGGUUCUGAUGUUCUUUAGUACGCUAGUGGAGACACCAAUGAAAGGAUAAGCAAGAAAAAGUCUACUCUCUAUCUCACCCUUAUGUCCCCUUCCCCUCUGGAUACUAUGAAUGUUCUCUGUGUACCCCGUUGUAGGUAUAGGCAGCAACAAUAAGUGAAAGAAUAAGCCAAAAAGGCAAUGCACCCUUGUCUGCUUCACCUUACCCUGGUGGAGAGGUGGAUCUAUCCUGGCUGACUCACUCUGAGAUGUGCCAGAGGGCCAAAUCAUAUAAUUUACCCAAACAGGCCAAAUGGCUGACCUAGCCGGAGUCUCACUUCUCACCCAUCGAUUGAGCCGCUCACUUCAGGGGCAAUUGAUCAACUGCAUUAUAGGACCGGGCAACUGAAAUUGAAAUGCUCUGCAGGGGGAAUUAAGAUGCAUGCUCCACUCAGUUCGGUGUGUUUUGACCUCAUUUCUCUAUAUUUAGUCCUGCUGGUUCCUGCUGGUUCUUUAUCAGGGCCCUGCCAGCUGCUAAAGGGCUGUCAUCUUCUACCUUAUCAGGCCGUAUGGUUCCUGUUUUAGUGGUAGGGGUGCUGGGCACCCCGCUCAGUUUCUCUCUCUCUUUUAGUCUCUCUCUCUCUCUCUCUCUCUCUUUCUGUCUCUCUGUUUCUCUCUCACACUCUCUCUCUAGUGACUGUCUUUCUCUUUCUCUGUAUUCUGUCUCUUUCUCUCUCGUUCUCUCUCUCCCCCCACGCACACCUCUGCAUCAUGUUGAGAGGGCAUGCCUAGUGAUGUGCAGCUGAAAGGAGACCUAUCGAUUUCUUCCUGGGGCAGUAACAGGAAGUAAUGUGUGCGUCAAGGUGUAUGUUGCUCUACGUGUGCGUGUUUGUGUGUGUGGGAGUUGAUGUGUAUAGGUGGAAAUAGAACCAUGGCUCACACCAAUUAGUCCCACUCUCCACAUGGCCUUCCAUUACCUCUUCAUUACAUGACUGCUGAGCUUUUUAGCUAGGGCCACUGGAGCUUGAACAGCAAAACAGGAGGGAAAAUAAAAACGUAGAGGUUCAAGUUUAGUUCAACGCUGAAGGGGAAAACAGGCCAUUACUUACAUUAUUUAGAUGCAUGACACCAAGUUCAGCCAAUUUCUGAACGAUUUCACCCUCUAGGCUAUACAUUGCGUGAUUAGGGCUUGUUUUGAGUUAACGGACAUGAAUAACUUCCACACAUUAUACUAUUAGAACACAUUAUACUACUACUACUGCAUGUUAUCAGUUCGGUUUAUACACAGUCAUGAAGUCAAUACUUUAUCUAUGUGAUUGGUUAUUCUUGACAUCAGUUAUAAAGGUCAUUGUGAUGUUGAUGUACAGUAGUGUACCGAUGAUGACUUGCCUGCAGUGAGCAUAGAGGUACAGAUGUAAUGAGUAACCUUCAAUGAUGAGUUACCUACAUCUAAUGAGCCUUUUCCAUCUCUCCUCAGAGUUGUCGUGGCUGAACUGGUGUCUGACGGGCUCCUGUGCCUUCAGCCUUGUGCUCAUCCUCUUCUUCAGGGAAUCCUACGACCGCCUCUACCUAGACGUCUUUGUCUCAGUCUGA
Messenger RNA from Coregonus sp. 'balchen', 38155 nucleotides. Lineage: Eukaryota; Metazoa; Chordata; Actinopteri; Salmoniformes; Salmonidae. The record is from the annotation of a GenBank genome assembly.